Molecule: messenger RNA, 807 nt
Organism: Meleagris gallopavo (turkey)
Lineage: Eukaryota; Metazoa; Chordata; Aves; Galliformes; Phasianidae
Source: RefSeq, a predicted model, not a curated record
CUGACCCCGCCGCCCCCUUCUCCUCCCCCCCAGCUCUACUACCAGGUGCUGAACUUCGGCAUGAUCGUCUCGUCCGCCCUCAUGAUCUGGAAGGGGCUGAUGGUGGUGACGGGCAGCGAGAGCCCCAUCGUGGUGGUGCUGAGGCAAAAUGGCGACAUCAAAUUUUUGACGAAGGGAGACAAUAAUGCUGUGGAUGACAGAGGGCUGUACAAACGGGGGCAGCACUGGCUGGAGAAGAAGGACGUAGUAGGACGAGCAAGAGGAUUUGUGCCCUACAUUGGAAUAGUGACCAUCUUAAUGAAUGAUUACCCAAAAUUUAAGUAUGCAGUCCUCUUUCUACUGGGUUUGUUUGUGCUGGUCCAUCGAGAGUAGCCUGUUGCACUGAAGUACGUAGUGAAGAUUCCAUGGAUUUUGUAGAUGAACAUUUUAAGUAGAAGAUGAUGGUCCAAUGUGCCGGGAGGAAGAAGAAAACGUACAUUUCAAAGCUUCUUGCCAGUUUGGGUUUGUUUUGUUUUUUUACUGCCUACGGGCGAAUGUUUGUCACAGUAUUUCCAAUGGUUUGUCACAUUUUAGCAUUUUUAGUGAGGUUUUUUAUAUUAAAACUUUAUGCCAAACUGUUCAGUGUUUGUACUUUGAAGCUGAGCUUCCUCUCCAAGUGCCUACAGGACUGUUUCCUUUAAGUCUGUGCCUCUGCUGGGCAAAUGUGACCUCUCCCCAUGUUGACUGAACUGUCAAAUGGUGAUCUGUGGAGGUGAUGGUUUUUUUACAAUUUAGAACUGGAAUAAAGAUUUUACAUCUUGCCCAGCA